CCAAGCGGUUUCCCUGCCGAAUGUGGCCAUUUAAAUUUCCCUCAAAGUGUAUUGAUGAAAGAGUUGUACGCAAUAACAAUAAUCUUCGCAGAUGUUCGUCACAAUAAUAUCACUUCUUGAGAAAAUUGUAAUUAUCAACGUUUGUUUUUUCAACACAGAUUUUUUACUGCGAUAUGAAGUAAAAUUGUUGCAAAGAAUAAAAGAUAAAGGUUAAAAUAACCUUCAAAAAUGGCUAAUGAAAACUCACAAUGUAGUGGCGACAUACCUAUAACAUCGUCGAAUAAUAUACUUGGGAAUAUUGUGGAGAGAAAGUUUAAUGAAAGAUACAAGUUCGACAGCAAUCGCGUUUCUACUGUAGAACAUGAACUUGGAUUCCCUAAGGUUUUUAAAUUGGACGAUAUCCAACUUACGAAAAAAAAUACCAGUAGCAAACGAAGUUUAUUUCGACAACAUCUUUCAACGCUGAAAUCUGUGAAAGAUGACGUAGCGAAAGUUCAAAAAAAUGAAUCUUUGCAUCAUAAUGAGGAAGAAGAAAGUUUUGUAGCAAAGGAUCAAUUGGCUAUUGAGAUUCAUCAAGAAAACUUGGCUAAGCUGACUGAAAUGGGUGAAGUAGAAAUAUUAAAAGAAAAAAAGAUACUUGAGGAUAUGCUAGAUCCUAAAUUAAUACAAUUUUUUAAAAAUAGAAAAAAAUAUGGAAAAAGAUCAAUUGAAAAAAGUAUGCAAGAAACUAUGUUACCUGCAAAUAGAGCAAUAACUGAUGCAGAAGUAUCCAUUGAUAAGAAGCUGAAACUUUUCACAAAUGAUAAUGAUACAGUAAAUGUUUCAAUCACAAAAGAAACAGCAAUGGAUGUAGAAGUAUCUAAUGAUAAAAAAAUGAAACUUUCUUUGAAAGAGAAUGAUAUAAACAUGGACUAUGAGAAUGACGCAGUCAACAUACCGAAGUUAUCCAAAGAAAUAUUAGAAGCGAGCAAACAAAAAGGAUGGCUGCACAUGGAUACACCUGAACCAGAAAAGUUGAAAUGGAUGGAAGAUUUGAUGGAGGAAAAAAAAAACGAACCUACAACAAAUGAAGAAUACAAUGCAAGAUUUGAUUUUAAUGGUCUCUUAUUGCCAUAUAAAGAUGAAAGCUUAACCUCAGACAAGGGACUUCAUCAUCAUGGGGAGGAACCUGAACGUCCUGGAUAUUCCCUUCAAGAGUUGUUGCAGCUAAGCAGAUCUUCUAUUCAACAACAACGAUGUAAAGCCCUUACCACUCUAGCUAAUAUUAUGGAGAAGACACAUGAAGGCAUAUAUGAUAAAGUUCUGCAUCCUUCACCAUUGACCGCAUUGAGUCAAAAGAAUAUUCUAUUGUUAUUGAGGUUUUCAUUGGACGACACCUCUGUAGCUGUAGUUACAGCGACUUUACAGGCGCUAAAAGCUUUUUUGGUCAGUGAGGCAGAUGAGAUAUGUCUAGAUAGACUACAUGGAUUUAAUGGAUAUACGGAACCAAGCUUGAUGCCUCAACUCGAAGAUAAGGACACGAGUAGCUUAAAGGAUCACGAGUUGGCACAGUUGGAUGCAGUAGCUGCACUACUGAGAUCCGAUUUCCUGUUGCGAAUUAGAUACAUCCUAAAUGAAGUGCAUCCACCACCUGUUGGAGUAACAUGUGCCUUAGAGAUACUCAUUCGCCUUGCGAGACACUCGCACACAACGGCAUUGAAUAUAUCACUCACGCCGUAUUUAUUAGAUAUUAUCAUCCAAAAUUUUAUGCCACUGUCUAUAGACCAAUUAGCAAUGCAGGGGGCAAUAAAUAACGUUUACGGAAUCCCCGUAGUUCAAGCAAUUAAACUGUGUCGUGUGCUUGUCACAUAUGGUAAAAAACCCAUUGCACAGAAAUUGAAUCACUUCAAAGUUAUCCACAGUAUCUUAACAUAUAUUAAUAGCGAGACAGGGAAAGACGACUUGCAUCUCAGCAUCGAGAGUCUGCGACUCUGGCGCAUGUUAUUACACUACGAAGUAGGACUGGAGAGUAUCGCGGGAACUCUCAUAUCACAAUUACAACUAUUAUUGUGUAAUCACGAUAUUCAAAGCACGUCCAAAAACGAAUUGGCUUGCGAACGCGCUGCAGCAUUAAUUGCCGUAGCGAGUCAUGAAAAAAGCUUACGAUCAAAUAUAUCCACAUUGUUAAAGAAAUGGAAUACUCAAUUCUCAUCAGUAACUAAUGCAACAUGGGGCGUUAUGAAAUUAAUCGCGAAAACUUUAUCUGCUGUUAAUGAAUCCGUAAACAACGAAAUAGCAUGGUUAUUUAACGAGCACAUUUUCUCCAGACUUCGUUCUAGUUCGAAUUUAUUGAGCAAUUGCAACCCGGCAACGGAUCGAGAACCGUCUUGUCUACCAAGUUUAGACGUUCACACGGAAAAUGGAGAACCGCAGCCAAUCGUGUCGGUAAAUUCGUGCAUACCGUUCUUCGCGUCAGUGUUGAAAACAUUUCACAACCAAUCUUGCUUAGCGGAAAUUCGUGCAAUACUCGGACACCCCAAUUUUUUCAAAUAUAUACGAGACUUGGAAAAAUUUGAUUGGAGUUUCGAAAGAUCAUGGUAUAGCCGAACGGAAUUAUGUCUUUUGACAACAGUAGUAAAAGCGGCAUCACUCUUGAAAGAUACAAUCAGUAAAGAGACAAUGCAAAUUAUAUGGAAAAUUGCCAUCAAACUCGUGUCGACUUUACCCGCGGACGCGACAGAUCAUGUGAGGGAGCUUCUCAAGAUUGCGUUGUUUAACGAAAAAAUUAAUUUGGAAAUAAUUGUCAAUGAAUUUGCCACAUUAGAUUUGGCUGCAUCAGCUACGACGGAUCAAAUUAAGAUAGAUUUAUGCUCCGAUGCAGCAUCGCUAUACGAGAGAUACAUCGUUCCAAACGAUGAUUGGAAUCAGGCGGCGAUGCCAAAAGAUUGGCUCUUCUUACCACUCGUUCACCUGUACAACAAAUAUAAAAGCGAUAUUAGAUUUCAGCCGGAAGAUAAAAACAGCAUUCUGACAGUGCUGAGCUUGGCGUUGAUCUUACCCGAUCUUACGAGAAGGCUGUCACUUACUUUGCGAUUCAGUAGAUUGAUACUAGUAUAUCUUUGUGACUCGGUAUACCUGGACAAAGAUGUAUCUGUAUUGCUGACGAAGGUCUUGUCGAAUUUGUUGACGAAACAUUAUGCACAAUUGGACUUUCAGGCGGAACUGCCAGGGCUGAGCUCUUUCAUCGAUCUGUUUAAUGCGUUGUGCGAGCAAUUUUGCGCGAAUUCAUAUGGCGACAACAACUUCGCCGGGACGUUGCUUGUGCCGGUGGCGCAACGGUAUGAUGUACACUAUCGGAAACUAUUAUGGUCGGAACAUGCGGCCACGUUGCAAUACUUGAGAUUAUCACCGUGCCAUUUACUGUUGCCACUGAACGAUUAUUUCUAUCCGGAAGAGGAGGAUGUAUCGCUCAUAAAUAUUUAUAUUACGGCGCUGGUUCGCGAGACGGUUAGCGCACUUGUGUCGGAUUCUAUUCUUGAUCGCGCUACAUCACUCGGCGAUGUAUCUAAAGCGCACGAACAAAUUGGCAGUGCAAAUGCGAACGCAGGUAGAGAAGUUGCGGAACAAAGAUAUUGCGCAUAAGUUGCUAUACUACACACCGUUAAUAUAAGAUAAUAUAAGAUGCAAGAAUGUGAUCUAUAUGUGUAUUAAGUAUGUAUGAAUAUCUUAUUAAAUCUUUGAUAUUAAAUGAAUGAUAUUUAAAUGAA
This is a messenger RNA of Cataglyphis hispanica, 3746 nucleotides long. RefSeq names its product RNA polymerase II-associated protein 1. Gene Ontology annotation, cellular component: nucleus. The record is from RefSeq and is a predicted model, not a curated record. Gene Ontology annotation, biological process: transcription by RNA polymerase II. NCBI's taxonomy places the organism in Eukaryota, Metazoa, Arthropoda, Insecta, Hymenoptera, Formicidae.